Colletotrichum fioriniae is the source of this 1770-nucleotide messenger RNA. Lineage: Eukaryota; Fungi; Ascomycota; Sordariomycetes; Glomerellales; Glomerellaceae. The record is from RefSeq and is a predicted model, not a curated record.
AUGGCCUCCGAUGCCGUCAACCACCCUAGUCCCGCCGGCUCCGUGGCUUCAUCGGUGACCCCCGGCCUGAAUUACAAUAAUAAUAAGCGUAGUGCUCCGGACCACCCAAGCCCUCCUGGCCCCGGGAAUGCUGAAGCUGUUACUCCGGCCGGCGCCGGCACGUCGCCCGCUUCUCAACCACCCGGCGAUUCCAACAAGAAACGCCGUGUCGGUCCUGGCUCCAGGGGCGUCGCCAACCUGACGCCGGAGCAACUGGCUAAGAAGCGCGCCAAUGACAGGGAAGCCCAGCGAGCCAUCCGCGAGCGCACAAAGAACCAGAUCGAGACCCUGGAGCGCCGUAUCCAGGAGUUGACCUCCCAGCAGCCCUACCAGGAGCUGCAGGCUGUCCAGAGGGCCAAGGAGGCCGUCGAAGCCGAGAACGCGGACCUGAAGCGCCGCCUGGCUGCCUUCAUCGCCUCUAUCCAGCCUCUCAUCUCUGCUUCUCCACCGAGCCAACCGCCACCGCCGCCGGCAGACCCGCACCCUGCCGUCUUCCCAUCCCCCAGCGGCAGCUACUCUCACGUCCACCAACACAACGGGCCCAUCUCGGCGCACAAUGCCUCGACGCCCAACAGUGCGGCCUCCCCCGCCUCCAUCGACCCGACCGCCGGCUGGCAGACGACGCCCAACGGCAGCGGCGGCGGCGGCGGUAGUGGAGGUGGAGGUGCCGUCUCGGACCUGUCUCCCCCGAACCACAUGUACGCCGCGAGCAAGAUGCUCGACCAGCAGCGGCAAGGGCUCCGCCAUGGCCUCGACCUCGGCCCGGAGAGGCUCGGCCUGGACUUCCUCCUCCUUGACCAGAACGCCCGCGUCGGCAAGAUCCAGAGCGGCAUCAACGGUGCCCAGGACACGCCGAGCUACAACCACGUCCCCAUGAAACACGACUGGACCGGCGUCGGCCCCGUCACACACAGCCGGAGCCCCUCCCUCAGCGGACCGACCGUCCACACCCCGCGGUCACAAGUAGACUAUCCUCAACAGCAGUCGCAAGGACAGCAACAACAACAACAACAACAGCAGCAGCAGCAGCAGCAGCAGCCAUCCUCCGCGCCCCCAGAAUCCCGAGCCCUAGGCCACCACACAGCCGAAGUCAAAAACUGCGGUCCAACCUGCCCCCUCGACAGCCUCCUCCUAGACUUCCUCCACGAGCGCCGCCAACGCGCCGCCGACGGCCUCUCGACCCACGAAAUCAUCGGCCCGCGCUACCCCAGCGUGCUCUCCCUCCUUAACCCGGCCAACAGCAAAUACUCCCACCCGCUCUCCAAAGUCUUCACCGACAUCCUCGCCACCUUCCCCGACCUCUCGGCCCUCCCGCAGCGCGUCGCCGUCCUCUAUAUCAUGUUCCUCAUCAUGCGCUGGCAAAUCUCCCCCACGCAAGAAAACUACGACCGCCUGCCCGAGUGGGCGCGGCCCCGGCCCUCCCAGCUCUUCACCGAGCACCCGGCCUGGAUCGACCACGUGCCGUUCCCCGCCAUGCGCGACAAGCUCUGCCGCGACUAUAACCCGCGCGAGUACCUCUUUGAUAAUUUCUUUGUGCCGUUCACCACGACGCUGAGUCUAAACUGGCCGUACGAGGAGACGGAUACGCUGCUGCAGGUGCCGGAUUCGGACGAGGUGCUUAUCAACCCCGUCUUUGAGCGGCACCUGCGGAGGUUGGAAAACUGGACGCUCGGGCAGGCUUUUAACCAGACGUUUCCUAAGCUGAGGGAGACGUAUAAUUUGAAGGAGUGA